AUGGCAACAUUACUUGAAUAUUUACCAGAUGAAAUUCUCCUGACUAUUUGUCAAUAUCUGUAUCAGCGCUACAUUAUUCAGGCUUUUUGUGGUUUAAACUCUCGUCUUAAUUGUACAAUUUCACAUUUCACUCGAUCUUUUAUUGUAUCUGAUGAAAACUUCUUGACAAAGGAAGAAAAUUUCAAACUACUUUCUACUAUUGGACCUUAUCUUCAUUCUCUUACAAUAAAAAAUAUUUCUCUAUCUGCAAAUGAAAUAAGUUUAGCAUCAAAUAUUCGAGAACUGACAUUGAUUCAUACGCAACCCUGUCUUAUUCCGUCACUUCGAAAUCUAACUGAUUUGAAUAUUAUCUACGGGCCAAAAUUUCAAUCGAUUGAUGUUUUAUUUUUACCAAAUAAUAAUAUUCAUUCUGUUUAUAUUUCUUCAAUUAGUCCUUUAAAAGUCCCUGUAUUUUCACCUUCAAAAUUUUCUUCAAUCAAACAACUUACUAUAAUUCUUCAAUCAUUUCAUGAUUUUGUUCAAUUACUUCGUAUUUGUCCGCAACUUACAUGUCUGAAUCUGACACUACAAACUUGUGAUCCAAUAAUCUUAGAAAUACCAGACAAUCAAUUACAAAUCGAAACAUCUUCAACUCUUCGUAAUUUUUCACUUCGAACAACGUACGAUCUUAAUGUUAACUUCAAUACAUUAAAAAAUAUAUUUAAACACUUAAGUUCAAAUAUCGAACAUAUUGCUAUCGAAAUUAAUACCGAAGAUAUAGCAUGUAUUGAUGGUGAACUAUGGGAAAACUAUUUGAAACAAAAUCUACUAGAUUUACAUCGGUUUGAAUUUUUCAUUCUAUUAAGAAAAGAAAAUCAAGACCAGACAAAACUAAUACCGUUAGGAGAUAUCUUUAAGAAAUUUCAAAGUUCAUAUUGGUCUUUAAUGAUUCCUCAAAAUAUGACUGGAUACUAUAAUUCAUCCUUUUCUGGUAUAUCGACAUGUAUUCAUACAAAAGCUAUUCCAACAGUGAAACGACGACGCUAUUUUUUGAACUAA
Messenger RNA from Rotaria socialis, 1038 nucleotides. Lineage: Eukaryota; Metazoa; Rotifera; Eurotatoria; Philodinida; Philodinidae. The record is from the annotation of a GenBank genome assembly.